AUGGGUAACGUUCCAACAAAAUUCGAACAAAAUUCUAUGAUUGGAGAGGAACAAUCUAAUACACCUCAUGGAAGAAAGAAAAGUUCCUCAGUAAGUGUUGUAACCAGCAGAUCUGGAAAUGAUUUCAAAAGAAAUAGAUCGUCCUCCAUUGCGGCUACCCUAUUGGGUUCACAUCAAUCAAGAGCAAGAGCCCAAUCAACUUCUGUCACUCAUUCUUCAAGACGAAAGAAGAGAUCUACUAGAGAAAGAGAGCGUUCCAAGGAAAAUCAUGGUAUGCAACUGGUGAUCAAAUACGACGAAAGUGUAGAUGGCGGGUAUUUAGCUCCAUUUGGUUGUUAUAGUUUUGAAAAAUUAGAUUAUGAUGAUCGUGUUGUAAAAGAGUUGAUUAUUAAAAGAAGACUGGCUCCAUUUUAUACUCCUUUAGAAGAUUUUGAUCCUACAUGGACAGAUAUGGAAAUUGUUAAAAUUGUUGAUGGGUUACCGCUGCAUGCAUCCUUUGAUGAACAUUUGGAAGAAUAUGAAGAUAUUCCAAUUGGUAAUCUUAAAAAAUCCGAUUUCGAAGAGUUGAUAGAUUCAAGUUUGAGCAAGAAGGAAAGGCGUAGAUUACGUUACAAGAUAUUCAAAGCCAGACUUUAUAGAAAGAGGAUUAUAUGGCAGGAUAGAGAAAAUGAAAAAUAUUUGGAAAAGAAAAUUGAAGAUCAGGGGAAGUCUAAGGAGUCUCCAGGUAAAAAUUUAUUUUUGCCAAGUGAUGAUUUAAAAAAAGUCAUGUAUAAAAAUGGUACUGAAUGUCCAAUUUGUUUCUUAUAUUUCCCACAACCAAUGAAUCAUUCUAAAUGUUGUAAUCAGCCUAUUUGUACUGAAUGUUUUGUUCAAAUAAAAAGAGCUCGUCCACAUUUCCCUCACGAUGAAGCUGAUCCAAAUGAGGCAGUUGAAAAUGAAGCUGAAAAGGAUCCACAUUUAUUAAUUUCAGAGCCUGCAAGCUGUCCAUAUUGUGCAAGUCCAAAUUUUACAAUUACUUAUACACCGCCACAAGAAAUUAGAACAGGUAUUGGUGGUAUUCAGCCUGCAUUAUUUGAUAUUGUAAAAAUGGAAAAUCAUGAAUAUUCAGAAAUACUAAAGAAAAAGAAAAGUCUAAAUAUGAAUAAUUCAGGUUCUGCUAGUAUUAUUAAUGAUGGCCCAUCAAUCAUCACAUCUGAUGAUAUUCGUCCAGAUUGGGAACAUAAAUUACAAAAGGAAAGAAAAAGAUUAGAAAAGCGUUCUGAUAAUGCAAAUGCAAUUCAUUUAAGUAAUCAAUUGAUUGAUUCAGAUCAUUUCUUAAGAAGAGAUUCUCAAACAGGUUACGAAUCAAGUCCAACUCCAACUUUAAGUCCAACUUCUCCAAACUGUAGUAGUGAUUAUGAAAAUGAUAUGGUAGAAAGAGCCAUUAGAUUAAGUUUGGAAGAAGAACAGAAAGUUUCAAAAAAAGAUAGAGUGAAAAAAAGAGAUUCCAAGAGAGAUUUAGGUAUUACCACUACAACUACAUCUUCAUCAUCUGCCAAUAAUAAGUCUCCUCAAAGGAUUCCUAAAAUGCGAACUGUUUUAUGA
This is a messenger RNA of Henningerozyma blattae CBS 6284, 1584 nucleotides long. RefSeq names its product Sip5p (gene SIP5). The transcript has a single exon. The record is from RefSeq and is a predicted model, not a curated record. Bases 1 to 1584 code for a protein of 527 amino acids. NCBI's taxonomy places the organism in Eukaryota, Fungi, Ascomycota, Saccharomycetes, Saccharomycetales, Saccharomycetaceae. Gene Ontology annotation, cellular component: cytoplasm.